AAGCCAAACUCAAGAUUGCCAUGGGCCUCAGGACGACUAAACAGAUGGGGAGAGGCACUAAAGCUCCUGGUCACCAAGAGGAUCAUAUGGCAAAGGAACCAGUGGAAGACACAGACCCUAGCACUUUAUCCUUUAACAUGUCAGACAAAUAUCCCAUUCAAGAUACGGAACUCCCUAAAGCUGAAGAAAGUGAUACAAUUACUUUGAACUGCCCACGAAAUUCAGAUAUGAAAAAUCAGGGAGAAGAAAAUGGCUUUCCAGAUAGCACUGGAGAUCCCCUUCCAGAGAUCCGCAAGGACAACUCCUGCAAAGAAAACUGUACUUGUUCCUCCUGCUUGCUCCGGGCCCCCACCAUAAGUGACUUGCUCAACGAUCAGGACUUACUAGAUGUGAUCAGGAUAAAGCUGGAUCCGUGUCACCCAACGGUGAAAAACUGGAGGAAUUUUGCAAGCAAAUGGGGGAUGUCCUAUGAUGAAUUGUGCUUCCUGGAGCAGAGGCCACAGAGCCCCACCUUGGAGUUCUUGCUCCGAAACAGUCAGAGGACGGUGGGCCAGCUGAUGGAGCUCUGCAGGCUCUACCACAGGGCCGACGUGGAGAAGGUUCUGCGCAGGUGGGUGGACGAGGAGUGGCCCAAGCGGGAGGGUGGAGACCCCUCCAGGCACUUCUAGAGCUCUUCUUCUUCCUUCAUUGGCCUCUCCGGACGUUGAAACAACCACAGGUCAAGAAGGAAUGUGAAUCUGUUGUUUUAUAAGAGUUUAGGACAAGGACGUGGAACGGUGGACACUGGUUUUCCCCAAAGCUGGCAGUUUUAUGGAGGGGUAGCUUGUUUCGGUGGUGGAUCUCUGUUUAUUUUUGCACAUCUGUUUUAAUUUAAUAUUCAAAUCUGGAAUUAAGAAAACAUAUUUUCUAGUAUCCUCUAAGGGCCAAAGUCCUACAAUCGGAAUGGAUUCAUGCCAUGUUAAAGAUAAAAUUAUCCUCUCCCUGAAAUACAGGAAAGAUUUAAAUAGGUCCUGAGACCGUUGAUAGCCCCAGACAUACCCACAGCAUUAUAUGUAACAUCUCUCCUGAUCAGUGCCAUUCCCACGGUUUCAAAGAAAAUAGCAACAAGUAACAUUGACCUCAGUGUCUGCAGCACCCUCCACUUCUCUCCUAGGCGAUGAGACCCAGUGGCUAGAAAUUCACCAUGUCUAUUCUCAAGAUCCAUGCCAGGGAGAUCUUUGACUCUCGUGGGAAUCCCUCUGUUGAGGUUGAUCUCUUCACCUCAGAAGGUCUCUUCAGAGCUGGUGUGCCCAGUGAUGCUUCAACUGGUAUCUGUGAGGUCCUAGAGCUCCAGGACUAUGAUGAGACUCACUAUAUGGGGAAGGGUGUCUCAAAGGCUGUUGAGGCCAUCAAUAAAACUAUUGCACCUGCCCUGGUUAGCAAGAAACUGAGCAUCACAGAACAAGAGAAGAUUGACAAACUGAUGAUCGAGAUGGAUGGAACAGAAAAUAAAUCUAAAUUUGGUGCGAACGCCAUUCUGGGGAUGUCCCUCGCCGCCUGCAAAGCUAGUGCUGCUGAGAAGGGGGUUCCCUUGUACCACCACAUCGCCGACUUGUCUGGCAACUCCAAAGUCAUCUUGCUAGUCCCGGCAUUCAGUGUCAUCAGUGGCAGUUCUCAUGCUGUCAACAAUCUGGCUAUGCAGGAGUUCACGGUCCUCCCAGUCAGUGCAGCAAACUUCAGGGAAGCCAUGCCCAUUGGAGCAGAGGUUUACCACAACCUGAAGAAUGUCAUCAAGGAGAAAUAUGGGAACGAUGCCACCAGUGUGGGGGAUGGAGGCACGUUUGCUCCCAACAUCCUGGAGAAUAAAGAAGGUCUGGAGCUGCUGAAGACUGCGAUUGGGAAAGCUGGCUACACGGAUAAGGUGAUCAUCGGCAUGGACGUAGCGGCCUCGUUCUUCAGGUCUGGGAAGUAUGACCUGGUCUCACCUGACUAUCUGGCUGACCUGUACAAGUUCUUCAUCAAUAACUACCCAGUGGUGUCUAUCGAAGAUCCCUUUGACCAGGAUGACUGGGGAGCUUGGCAGAAGUUCAUGGCCAGUGCAGGAAUCCGGGUAGUGGGGGAUGAUCUCACAGUGACCAACCCAAAGAGGACAGCCAAGGCCGUGAAUGAGAAGAAGUGCAACUGCCUCCUGCUCAAAGUGAACCAGAUUCGCUCCGUGACUGAGUCCCUUCAGGCGUGCAAGCUGGCCCAGGCCAAUGGUUGGCGUGUCAUGGUGCCUCAUUGUUCUGGGGAGACUGAAAAUACCUUCAUCGCUGACCUGGUGGUGGGGCUGUGCCCUGGGCAGCUCAAGACUGGUGCCCCUUGCUGAUCUGAGCGCUUGGCCAAGGACAACCAGCUCCUCAGAAUUGAAGAGGAGCUGCGCAGCAAGGCUAAGUUUGCCGGCAGGAACUUCAGAAACCCCCCAGCCAAGUAAGCUGUGGACAGGCAAG
Molecule: messenger RNA, 2468 nt
Organism: Nomascus leucogenys (northern white-cheeked gibbon)
Lineage: Eukaryota; Metazoa; Chordata; Mammalia; Primates; Hylobatidae
Product: alpha-enolase
Biological process (GO): glycolytic process
Cellular component (GO): phosphopyruvate hydratase complex
Molecular function (GO): phosphopyruvate hydratase activity; magnesium ion binding
Source: RefSeq, a predicted model, not a curated record